Molecule: messenger RNA, 1485 nt
Organism: Rattus rattus (black rat)
Lineage: Eukaryota; Metazoa; Chordata; Mammalia; Rodentia; Muridae
Gene: Erg28
Product: ergosterol biosynthesis 28 homolog
Exons: 5
Coding region: 376-798 (140 amino acids)
Cellular component (GO): membrane; endoplasmic reticulum
Molecular function (GO): protein-macromolecule adaptor activity
Source: RefSeq, a predicted model, not a curated record
AAGAUUUCUUGGCUCCUUUUCUCUCUGUGUUUUCCCCACCCCUAAAAGACUGACUCCAAACUCAGAGUUCCGCCACGCUCGACAGAAGGGUUUACCGCGUGAGCGGCGCAACAGGGAGAGGCUCAGGCGGCGGCAACUGCUGAUUGGCAGCAAAGGGGUUCACUCCCUAUCGCCUGCUCGAACUGAACCAGCCUAGCCAAUCAGAGCGAGAACUGACAAAAACGACCCAAUCCUGGAGCUGGGCUGAGGGAGGGGGCGGGAACAAGUGGCCCAGGUGGACUUGGGACCUCCUGGGAAGCUGAUUUGCGGAUGCUUCUGACUCUGCUGCAGUAGUACUGGGUCGUCAGGCAGAGCGCCCUCUCUUUGAGGGGAGUCAUGAGCCGCUUCCUGAAUGUGCUACGAAGCUGGCUGGUUAUGGUGUCCAUCAUAGCCAUGGGGAACACGCUCCAGAGCUUCCGAGACCACACUUUUCUCUAUGAAAAGCUCUACACUGGCAAACCAAACCUUGUGAAUGGUCUCCAAGCCCGGACCUUUGGGAUCUGGACGCUGCUCUCUUCAGUGAUUCGCUGCCUCUGUGCCAUUGACAUCCACAACAAAACACUCUAUCACAUCACGCUGUGGACAUUCCUCCUUGCCCUGGGACACUUCCUCUCGGAGUUGUUUGUAUUUGGAACAGCAGCUCCCACAGUUGGUGUGCUGGCACCCUUGAUGGUAGCAAGUUUCUCAAUCCUGGGUAUGCUAGUUGGGCUCCGGUACCUAGAAGCAGAGCCAGUAUCCAGACAGAAGAAAAGAAAUUGAGGCCAACCUUGCCAGCUCUGAAACAUCAUGGUCUUCUACCUUCGCUGUCUUUAUUCACCCUCUGUCCUUAAAUCAUUUCCUUUGGGCUGCAUCCUUAGCUCCUUCUCUAGGUUCAGCAUCUUAAGCAUUUGAGAGGGUUUUUGUUUUUUGAUUUUGGGGUUUUUUUUAUGUUUUUAAUUUUUUUUAAGGUAUUAAUAAGAAAUUACAUAACAUGUAUGUAUAAUUUAGAGUCCUUUCAAAAAUACUCUGUUAGACCUUCAAAGUCAAGGAAUUUUGAGAAGCUCCCUAAUGUGUCCUCCCCCUAGCUGUAACCCCUCCAGGCUCCAUUUUCCGUUCUUUUUGCUUUUUGUGUGUUUGUUUGUUUGUUUCUCUGCAUUCCUUGAUUUGACUUGUGUGGUGGGAGCAGAACCGUGAAACUGCAGCUGCUGCCUGCCCAGAGCAGCUGCAAGCAAGGGCUGCUUCAUGGGGCUAAGCACACAUCUGGGCUCCUUUCUACGCUGGACCCAAGACUCGGAACCAGCCAAGGCACAGGCAGUUCUUCUGAGAAGGGCUGCCCUCGAGCAGGACCAGGCUCCUCUUAUCUACAAGUGGAUGAAGGUUGGAAGAGUCUGGGCUGUUUUUAGACAUUUUGGUCAGUUGUAUUUGUGUAAUGCAUUUUGUAAUAAAUAGGGAAACCUUCUAUUCUGA